Molecule: messenger RNA, 753 nt
Organism: Penicillium canariense
Lineage: Eukaryota; Fungi; Ascomycota; Eurotiomycetes; Eurotiales; Aspergillaceae
Exons: 3
Coding region: 1-753 (250 amino acids)
Source: RefSeq, a predicted model, not a curated record
AUGGCAUUGAACGGCAAGGUUGCACUGAUUACAGGAGGGAUCAAGAAUCUUGGAGCCGAGACAGCGCGCGAGCUGGCUGGCGCCGGUGCGAACCUGGGCCUCCAUUACAACUCCGCGAGUAGCAAGACCAAUGCUACUGAACUGGAAGCCGAGCUGAAGCAGAAGCACCCUAGCUUGAAGGUCGUGUUCUACCAGGGCGAUCUGACCUCGGCUGCAGCUGUAGACAAGUUGUUUGAUUCGGUGCUCAAGGAUUUUGGCAAGAUCGACAUCGUGGUGAACACGGUUGGGAAGGUGUUGAAGAAGCCCAUCGCUGAGAUCUCGGAGGAAGAGUACGACUCUAUGUUUGCAAUCAAUUCCAAGGCCGCCUUCUUCAUUCUCAAAGCCGCUGCCCGCCACAUCUCCGACGAUGGCAAGAUCGUCACCAUUGUUACUGCCUUGCUGGGCGCCUUCACCGGCUUGUAUACCUCAUAUGCGGGAUCGAAGGCACCAGUGGAGCACUUUACUCGAGGUGUUUGCAAGGAGUUGCAGGCACGGCGGGUGAGUGUGAACAAUGUGGCUCCGGGCCCAAUGGAUACGCCAUUCUUCUACCCCCAGGAGUCGCCAGAGGCGGUCGAGUUCCACAAGAGUAACGGCAUGGGCAACCGAUUAACCAUGGUGCAGGAUAUUGCGCCGGUGAUUCGAUUCCUCUGCACCGACGGCGCAUGGAUCACCGGCCAGACCAUUUUUGCGAACGGCGGGUACACGACUCGUUGA